Molecule: messenger RNA, 1827 nt
Organism: Stomoxys calcitrans (stable fly)
Lineage: Eukaryota; Metazoa; Arthropoda; Insecta; Diptera; Muscidae
Gene: Snp
Product: 3'-5' exonuclease Snipper
Exons: 3
Coding region: 659-1441 (260 amino acids)
Biological process (GO): exonucleolytic trimming to generate mature 3'-end of 5.8S rRNA from tricistronic rRNA transcript (SSU-rRNA, 5.8S rRNA, LSU-rRNA)
Molecular function (GO): nucleic acid binding; 3'-5'-RNA exonuclease activity
Source: RefSeq, a predicted model, not a curated record
CUUCUCAAUUCAGUGGUCCAUCAGUAGUCGUCGCGCUUAUGAGCUCUCAGCAACUUCGUUCGGCUUUUCGCAUUCUUAGUUUCGUCUCUCAUUUUGCUAUUUGGUGUGUGGUGUGGUUUAAUGGUUGAAUAGUAGAAGCCGCGCCGCGAAAGAAAUAAUCAUAACAAAGACAAAAACAAAGUCGAUUGAAUAGAAGAUAGCAGGAAUCAAAAACACAGUCGCCUAUGGAAAAAGCAGGAAGGAAGCCGGCCAAACAAAGAAACUGGACGGACAGACGACGACUGUUGGACUGGCAAGAAAAAACCACUUCAAACUUGUACAAGAAAUCCAUCUAUGACCAAGUUGCGAAAAAAAGAACAACAAUCAAUAUUUUAUAAACAAAUUAAGAAGAAAUUAUCAAAUUCCCACAAUGUAAACAUUUUGUUUAACAAAACCAAGCAACAAGCAAACGGAAUUUUUUAAAAGAAAAAUAAAAUAACACAAAGCUCACUCGCUCGCUCGCGCACUGCCCCUAUAACAAUCCUAUAUACAUAUUUUAUAAAUUAUUUUUAGUGUUUUAAUACAUUAGAAAAUAAAAGAGAAAAAAUAUAAUAAAACAAUAAUUUAGUUCCCCACAACACCGUUACGGCAUUGUCGUCAACAGAAGUCAACACAAAACAUGGCAUUAACAAGAAUUGCUAGGCAAUUAGGUUUAAUGGAUACCAUAUAUGUAGAUGGCGGCCAGUCUCAAAAUAGCAGCUCUUCCACCAAGUCAGGCAAGUCUAAACUAUCUCAACAAACGUACGAUUAUGUUAUAGCUGUCGACUUUGAAGCCACAUGUUGGGAAAAUCAAGCUCCACCCAAAUGGAGAGAAUCGGAGAUUAUUGAAUUUCCUGCUGUAUUGGUUAACUUAAAGACUGGAAAAAUUGAAGCUGAGUUUCACAAAUACAUUAUGCCAAUUGAAUCACCAAAACUUAGCGCUUAUUGCACUGAACUGACCGGUAUAACUCAAAAGACGGUUGAUACUGGUAUACCUCUACAAACUGCAUUAAUGAUGUUUCAAGAGUGGUUGCGCAAGGAGCUCAGAGUUCGACACUUGACAUUGCCAAAAAUGUCCAAAGAUAAUAAAUCGGGUAACUGUGCAUUUGUAACAUGGACAGACUGGGAUCUUGGUAUCUGUUUAAACAAGGAGUGCACAAGAAAACGACUUAAGAAGCCACCUUAUUUCAAUCAGUGGAUUGACAUGAGAGCCAUAUAUAGGGAAUGGUAUAAAUAUAAGCCUAUCAACUUUUUGGAUGCUCUAACACACGUUGGUCUGGAAUUCGAAGGCAAACAACAUUCUGGCAUUGAUGAUGCUAGAAAUUUGUCACAUCUAACAUACAAAUUGGUCAAUGACGGGGCUACUUUAGCAAUAACUAAAGAUCUAACACCGUUUCAAUUGAAUUUAAACUGUGUUUUAUAAGGGGUCACUGAAACAGGAAAUCAAAAUGAGGAAGCACUUAACUAUUUAAACAUUUUUUAUAAACUUAUAUGAUGAAAUUUUUAAGACUUGCAUAUUUUAUAUGAAAUCAAAGAAAUUUUGAAUUUCUCUAAAUUAUUUAUAUGUAUGUAUAUCAAUCACAACGGACUAGAAUACUAAGCCAUUUUGUACUCCCUCUUUUACUGUGGAGCCUCGAGUUCAAUAAAUUAAUAAAAACGAGACAUAAUAAUUAUUAAGAAUUCUAUUAUUCGUAUAACUCAACUGUCGAAAUUAUGUCUGAUUGCUGCUUUUAACUAUAUACACACAAUUUUGUACUUUUAUAAGUUUAAUAAACUACAAAACAAUAUUAAGAUGAUAUUGAUAUUAAA